Messenger RNA from Penicillium manginii, 1548 nucleotides. RefSeq lists its product as uncharacterized. The transcript has a single exon. The record is from RefSeq and is a predicted model, not a curated record. Bases 1 to 1548 code for a protein of 515 amino acids. Lineage: Eukaryota; Fungi; Ascomycota; Eurotiomycetes; Eurotiales; Aspergillaceae.
AUGGCGACUGCAAACGCGCAAGCCCAAGCGGACGAACCGCCACGACUGCCAGCAAACAAAUGGCACCAGUCAACAAAAGAUAUGUGGCGUCGCUCUACUCAAGCCUGGUUUGAUUCUAAGGAAAAAUAUCACCAAGCGACAGUGGAAGCAUGGCAUCGAUCCUCCGAUUCGCUCUCUAACACUAAAAGUCGAUAUGAGCAAAACACCACAGACGUCUGGCACCGUUCUUCGAAUUCGGUGACAAACUCGAAGGAUCGAUGCCAUCAGUCAACCGUGGAUGCAUGGCAACGAUCUACAAAUACCUGGAAAAACUCGAAGGCUCGGUGCCGCCAAUCGACCGCUGAGAUGCUGAAUCGCUCAGCAGUCAAGCUUUACCAGUCAACCGACCGACUGCAGAAAUUACCUCACGCCCCGAAUAAAGCCCUCGAGAACCACCAGGGUCAAAAUAUCCAAGCUUCCGAAUCAACGGUGUCGCUUUCCUCGUCCUUGCACCACCAGCCUAGUCUGUCCGCCGAGCCUUCUCCGCAAAGCAUACAAGGGUCCCAGCAAUCGACGUCGUCCAAAUCAUCACCAAAAUCGCAGCCGCCGCAUAAUUCUACUGCACCCGAAUCACCUCAGACCUCGCAGUCAUCAGAAUCAUCAGAGUCCCCAGUAUCAUUAAUCUCAUCAAAAUCCGGACACGCCCUCUCCGAAUCAUCAACAGACUCUAUGCCGCCAAAAUACCAGUUGAUCGACCCUUCUAGCAAAGAUCAACAACAAGAACUACAAAUCCGAGAGCUACUCAAUAUGACCGAUACUACCUUUUUCCAAUUGCACCAAGCAAAGCAACUUCGGAACUCAAAGUCGAGUUUGCUGGGAGAGAUCGAGCACCAAUGGAUCAACUCCACUAUCAACGACGCGUUGCAAGCAGGUCAAAUUUUGGUGAAACUCCUCGAGCCGCAUCGCCUGGAUAUGGUGAAGCGCAAGGGCAAAAUUACCUCGUCGAACAAGAAACGCUGGAAGAAUGAGGAUUGUCUGAAAGCCUACGAAAAGCAGUCCAAUUUGAUAUUACACCAAGAAAGACUCGAUAAAGUCUUCGCCCACCUUAAGAAUCUCGUCCCUCCUCAGGAAGAGACUUCGAAGUCUGGCCCUGAUUCGGAUGAAUCACACCCCCAGCACUUCUCGGAGCUAGAGGCUACCAGGAAACCUACUCCUGAACUUGCAGGCGAAGCCGUGUUUACCACGGCCCCAAUCGAACCCCAAGGUCCCAUCGAGCUUCCUUCCGACUCAGUACUUCCCCAAACUAUAAUCGCCGAGUUGCCUGGCGAUGCGAUUUCAUCUAAGCCCGAGCCUGCCAAACCAAUCCCGAAGAUUAUCAUCACUCGAACACCAGAGGAUAUUUCUGUUGAGUAUAUUGGAAGUCCGGCAACCCCUGACCAGCCACGCCAUGAAAAUGACGAAAUGAAUCAAAUCCUCGGAUGGAAGCAAACACGCAACGAUGUGCGGUUGCAUCAAUCGACUUCACUCUCGAACAUCAUUGCUGAUAUGGAUAACGCCCGCAUAAAUUAA